Symbiodinium natans is the source of this 6825-nucleotide messenger RNA. Lineage: Eukaryota; Dinophyceae; Suessiales; Symbiodiniaceae. The record is from the annotation of a GenBank genome assembly.
AUGGUAACGGAGCACCCGGCUGUGAAGUCCUGCGGUGCGGCCAUGCUGGAGAGCUUGCGGCACGUGAACGACCUGCUCGGGAGAUGUGAGCCCUGGGUCACGUCGGGGGACUUCCCUGCAGAGAAGACCAUCGAAGCUUGGCCGGAAAGAAUGAGCGAACCAAUAGGAGACCAGAUCAACUCCGAAGCCUUGAAAGCUUGUCAUGGCAACGUGUCGAUUGUCUUGAAUCUUGCUUCGGGGCCCGCGACGCAGCCAGUUCAUGCUGUAGGUGGAAUGACAUCCCAAACGAUGUUUGAUUCUCUGGUACUCGUAGCAGCCCUUCGGGGCUCACUGGAAGUCCAGGAAACCAACGGAGAAGUUCUCGCGGCUCUCACGAAGGCUAGCCGGGAAGAGAACAGUGUUUGGACCAGAGGGCUAAUGUUCACCGUUGUUGCGGCAAAAGGGGUGUCAGGGCCUGGCGGGGCCUGGCGCGUCCAGAAUGACAUGCAAAAGCUCGACGACAUCGACCUGGUUCGCAUGGCACGGAAGAGCUUGAUCGGCUGCGCGCAGGAGAUCAUGAGGCGGCUGGAGUCCCUCAAGGUGUGUUUGGCCUCGCCCGUUUCGAAGCUUUGCUCAGAGUCUGGAGGGAAGGGGUAUCCCCAGGGUGGAUCCGAUCCAGUCGAGUCCAAGGAGAAGCCGCCAGGUGAUGAGGAGGCACCCAAGGCACGGAGUCGCAGUCCCCCAAAUGCCGGGGCCAAGGGCUGCUGGGCUGCACGGAGUGUGCUCAAAUCUUGGCCGAUUUGCUCCUACAAGACGCUGUGCUUCGAGCGCCGGGUGCGGAACAGCCAGCUGUUCACCUCCCACGGCCCCGGCCUCGUGCUGGGCCCCAACGACGAAGACCUCUAUUCUUGCCCGAGGCAGGUGACUGAUCUUAUCUCGGCUGUGGGCCCAGUGCAUGACAGGGGAACGUCCGGGUCACGAGUAGAGGAACUCGACGGCGAUCCGGUGGCAUACUUUACGAGAGAUGCUGCGGAGGGCCUCGCCCCCAUCCAUACCCUCCUGAUGCAGAACCAGGCUGCCGAGGUUGUCUUUGUUACUCCGGACUUCAAGCUGGAGGGGUUGGAGGAUGGGCUCGUCCUUGCUGCGCUCCCACUGGGAGCCCUUGGAGCCCGCCGCGGGUCGGAUCGAGGACCUUUGGUUUUGCGUGCCAAGGUUACAGUGGAGGCUGUGUCGGCUCUCGAUGGCGACACAGCCGAGCCUUACUUGCUGGAAUGCGACGUAGCGGUCUUCACGGAGGCAGUCUACCAAUCGAUUUUGGGAGCCGAAGACGUGGAGGAAACGCAGGUGGGCUUUGUCUUCGCAACCUCUGCCGGACUUCAAGUGAACCCUUUGGUUGGGUCUGUGAAUGCCGUGUGCCCCGAAGCGGCCUUGGCAGCCAGGCGCAAGUCAAAGCGGAUCGCUGUGCCUUUGGGCGCGGUCAAACCUCGUCGAGGCGCAAAAGCGGCGGGCAGUUCGACAGUUCCUACCAGGUCAGCGCAAGGUGCCGAACCAACAGCAAGGUCGGUGCAGCCUGGCGUACCGGCCGCAGAGGUUCAGCCAAACCAUUUUGGUACUUCAGUUGGUGCUUUGGAAGCUUCAGGUGUCGACCCCGAAUCAGCCAGGAUGAUCAUGGAAGUGUUGAGGGAUUCCAGAACACAAAUGCGAGACCCUGCGACUUCGUAUGCAAAGGCCCCUCCAGUGGAACUGGUCGACCGGGCGGAGACAGAGGCCGACGAAGUGGCGGAACCUGCCAAUGGAAGCUCAGAGCUAGCAGCUGCUCUCACGAAACUUGCGGCAGCUUUGGAGGACAUGAAGCCAAAGCCAAAGACUGGCUUGGAGGCAAUGCUAUCGACCUUAGGGUCACCCGAUACGUCCACGAGCAGCUCAACUCCACAGGUGUCCCGGCGAAAUGCUGCAGUGCGUUUGGCGCUGAGAUCCGCUUUGCAAGAUCAACCGAUGUACUUCGUGAACCACAUCGAGUCAGCUAUCAACAGGCGGGUUCGCGAAAUCAUACGCACGCCGGAUGCUUCAUCGGGUUCUGGCUCAGCAGAAGUACCGUACAGGGCGUACGUGGAACACCGAGCGUGGCUCUCCACGCACCGUCCUACGCAGUACUGGGCUUGGAUCUUAGCUGGCAUAGGCCAAGCGCUCAGUGGUGGACGCGUCGAAGAAGCUCGGGCAAGAACAGGUCUCGGCCUCCUUUUUGCGGAGCAGCUAUCUAUGGAUGCUGGCCAGAUGUCGUUUGCUGCCGAGCUGCUGAUGGAGGACCCGCCUCCCGCAAUAUCAGCGAAGCAACCGGAGGCAGGCACAGCCAUAUGGCCUGCUCCUUGUGCCGAUGCGUGGGCCGAAGUGAUCCUCCAUCACCUGAGAGAUCGCAUGACCUUCGAGCAGCAUCGGGCAACCACACUCCGUCGAAGGCGACCCGGAGGGCCUCCCCCUGGGCUCGACGCCAUCGAUGCACCCUCGGCGGAGAACACCGAAAGCAGUUUCGACAGCACGUUGGGAUUCCCUGGUGAGGGUCAAGACAAAUCCCAAGCCGCUUGGGCGAAGAGGUGGACGGGUUCUGACAGCGAGUUUUUGAUGAGUUUCUCCCAGCUGAUUCCGGUCAUGUAUAGCCUGGCUCAUACUCGUUGCUCCAGACUCUCGGGGUUCCUGAGAGACGCUGCCAGUAUCUGCAAACAAAAACAUCUCCUUGGCGAACCGCCCCGCAAAAGCAAGGGGCCCCCGACUAUUUGGCCUAUGCCUGUGCCCUGGCCUGGUGCGUUCAGAUCGCGAACUCGAUCUGACUGGUCUCAGAGGGGUGAGAACCUGAUUGUGCUAACGCUGAACUGGCUGCAUCUAGGCUGUCCUGGCUCCGUCUGCGAUCCCUCGUGGAUCCUUCGCGAAAGCACAGAGUUACAACAGGAGCACCUCAGCCGACUACGAGAACAGCUCCAGGUUUGGCACGGUGUUAAGGUUGAAUGUGUCGACGAACUUGGAAGGGCCCAAGAUCGUUUCACUAGCUCCGCUUGCGCUAUUAAGCGCCUUGAGGCCCUUUCUCAUGAAUUCGAUCGGUUUUUCCAGAAGUACAGAGAUUUCAAACCAAUCCCAAGCAGCGAUGGGAGGAUUUCACGCAGAAUCCGAGACCCCCUCAGCAGAGCUGUGGGCCAGAUGUCUUCUCCUGUUGAAACAGCUAGGCCAGUCAUUGCGACUCGUUUGAAGGUGUCUGCUGCUCCAUCAUUUAACGCGGACCCCACUCUUGUUGGGGUGCACCGCCAAGUUAUGCAAAACCCUUUUGCUUUGAAGCUCAAGAGUAACAUUCCUACUCCCCGCGUUGAAGUUAGAACCUCUGAGAGUGAGUUGGUCAAACUCCUUGAGCGGUUCGAUGCGACUGAUCGACUUCUGUUGAUGCCAGAAGGGAGCGCGGGCCUUCCGAGACAGUCAGAGCGCGUCGGACUUUUCACAGUGUUUAAGGAUGCGAACUUUGAUAGGCUCAUCGUUGAUGCUCGACCAAGCAAUGUUGGUGAUCAACUUCUCUCUAAGUGGGUCAAUCACUUGACUGGUCAGGGAGUCCUGUGCGAUUUGGUCUUGCAGCCGAACAGCAUUUUGUAUGGGUACUCCUCUGACAUCGUUGAUUUUUACAACCGCUUUCAGGUCACCGAGGCCCGUGCCUUGAGGAAUGUCUUGUGCAAGACGCUCUGCGCCUCCAAAGUCGCCCACCUUAAGUCCUGUCCGCCCUGCCCUGCUGAUACUCGGCUCUGUGUUGGGCUUCGGUUGCUAGCAAUGGGUGACUGCCAAGCUGUUGAAAUCGCGCAAGCUAGUCACACUACCUUAGCUGGGGCUUCAGGGGCGAUUCGUGAUGCUGAACUCAUAAGCAGGGCCCGGCCUUUUCCAAGGACCAAGGUUUGCGGCGGCUUGUGCAUCGACGAUUUUUUCGUUUGCGAGCAAGAGCCCGUUUCGGAGCACCCGCCCUCGCACUGUAGUGGGCCCAGUGUCGCUGAGGAGUUUCUUGAAGAUUCGGAGGCGUAUCAGAGGCUUCAACGCCUGAAACGGGCCUACGAGUUUGUGGGGCUACAGUCUCACCCCGAGAAAGAGGUCGUGAGGGCUUCAAAGUUCCACGUCUGGGGCUCCGAAGUCGAUGGGGUUUCAGGGACUUAUAGGGCUCCUGUCUGCAAAGUUCUUUCGCUUUUGAACUUGACGCUAUCUCUCGUUGACUUGGGGUACACGUCUGUCGCCCUGCUGGAAAGCAUUGUGGGGAUGUGGAGCUCUGUCAUGCAGCAUAACCGACGUUUUUACUGCUUACUUGACCUUGCUUAUGAGAUGCCUCACAGGUUUCCUCGGACGUCGGUUGUUAGGAUGAGCCGAAGGUUGAAGCAGGAGUUGCUAACUGUUUGCAUUGUCGCGCCGUUUAUUCAUACUAAUCUGAGGGCGCCUUUCGUAAACGAGCUUGUCAUGACAGACGCUUCAUCCUCCAAAAUUGCAGGGGUUCAUGCAUCAGUGCCAGCUAGCGUCGUGCAAGAACUGAGCCGGUUUGCAUUGCGGAAAGGUGCGUGGGUAAAACUCCUGACUCCGGUCCAGGCUUGGCUGCGCCAGCGGGACUUAGGGGACGAUGAUCCUUUUGACACGCUUGGGGUCGAGCAUCAAUCCACGCCACUUUUUGAAGAAGUUGCUCAGUGCUUGAAAUUCCGGACCAGCUUCGUCGCCCCUGCACGCCCGACCGAGCAUAUAAAUAUUUCAGAGCUCAGAGCCAUCGGAGCUGCAGAAGCAAGGGCCGAGUCCUUGUAUCCUGGCUCGAGGCAGCUCCUCGGAACUGAUUCUCAGGUUGCCGCAGCAGCCAUUGCUAAAGGGCGAUCGUCAUCUCCCCAGCUGAACCAAGUCCUGAAGGGUAUGCUUCCUGGAGUUAUUGCUGGAGGUGUGCAGACGAAGGUGUUUUGGGUUAGUACCUCGAAUAACCCUGCUGAUGAUCCCACUAGGGACAAACCUCUUCGGGAUCCUAGGCGUUGUGCCCCACAAUGGCUGAUUGAUCUGCAGCAAGGAGAAUUUUUUUCUUUGGACAAGCAUCUCUCCGAUGUUUUCCCGCCAGACCGUGCUAGCGACCCAAGCAUCAGUGAUCUUCUCCGAGAUGUUACGUCCGAACACGGUCCCGAGUUCGUAACAAGAUUGAUGAAAGCUUGCGAGCGGACGAGUUCCAGUGGCAUUGAGCAUACUCAGUUGCAUGCUGAUCCUGGUAGCAAUGCUUUGUUUGAGACGUCUGAUUUGCUUGAGGGGCCCGAUGGCUGUGCCAAGGCUGACUCCAUUGCGCAAACCCUUAGUGAAGACAGACCUCAGAUGAGUUGCGUUGCCCCUGGUGACUUGCGCUUGGCUGAAGCCGAGGAACUGUCCAGUGCAGCGUCUGACAUUUUAAUGAGACUUCCCGUUUCACGAUUUUUGAAGGCAGACGGUUCCUACCGGAAUUGGCGCCCUAAGCCUGGAGGAGUCCUUUGCCUGGGCACUGGUCUUCGUGAGUUUGCUCAGAGUGUGAUCCGCAGCGGGGCGCCGUGGGUUGUUCACUUCGACAUGAAGGAUAUACAUGACCCCUCCGCUUCCCGUGAAAUUGAAGAGCUGAUCUCGUCUAGUUCCAUCAGUUGUGCCUUGCUCUCGCCCGACUGCGGGACUUUUUCCAGGGCUAUUACGCCACCCGUCCGGUCAACGGCCGAGCCCAGUGGCAUGCAACACAUGGCGCCAGGCAUGUUCCGCAAAGUGAGGUUUGUAGUUUCUCUUGUGGAUAUUCCACCAUGCCUGCGGGGUGGAGCCCCGAUGCGAGUGUUAGACAUAGGAACGCUUCACGUGGGAGGGAUCUCGUGCGGCAUCGAUGCUUUGGCCAGGGACCCGUGGGCGCUCGAUCGUCUAGUGGUUUGUCUCCGAUCCAUCGAACCGCUCGUGGCAAUGCGGCUAGAUCUCAUGUUUCCCUGCGAUGGACUGUACGAGUGUCCAAAUCGGCUAUAUGUGAAGAUAGGGAAACCGAAGACUGCAGGGCGGGGAGGAGCCAGGCAGCAACAUGCCUCCGUAACCGAUGCUGAGUGCAUUGGCCUUAUGCAGGGUGUGUUUCGCGACCUUGGGUGUCACGAGCGCUUGUGGCCUGGCUCCCCUGCCAUGUUUCGAAGGCGGUGGGAUACCAUUUGUAAGAUCCUCUUGCUGCCAACUAAAUUCAUCACGCCAGGAGGCGUGCGAGGUGGCGCAGCCUGCCACAUGUACUUUUUGAAUCUUGAUAUUUCUACCAUCAUGUGGCGGCUUCGCGUCUCCAACCAGAGGUAUGAAUUCAUGCGAUCGGGUGGCUGCUCAAGCCUCCCGCCCGGCCCGCCCGGGCAUGAGCAGCAAGCUAGUGGGAGCGGCAAACUGAUUCCAGCGAGAACUCCGAGGAACGUUACCUGGAUGCACAGUAGAGGCAAGCAGAACCGGGACACCCCUCACUUCCACUGGACUCGGGGCAUGAAACUGGGCACCGGCAACUACAUCGUGCGCAAGCAGGUGGGUGAGGGCUCCUUCGGCCGAGUUCUGGCUUGCUUCGAGGAGUCGACGAAGCAGCUGGUGGCAGUGAAGGUGGUGAAAGGUGUGGCGCGGUACAAAGAGCACGCGCAUGCCGAGGCGGAGCUGCUCAGGGAGCUGCGCAGAUGUGAUCCAGGCAGACAGAGCUACUGCGUCAAGCUUCUGGGAGAGUUUACCCAUGAUCUGAACCACUGCUGCUUGGUGUUUGAGCUCUUGGACAAGAGUCUCAGCGACUUCAUGCGACACCUGGCGGGCAGAGUUCAAGAUGGCCUGUCUGUGUCCAAAGGUUUUGGGGUGGGCUGA